AUGGAUGUCUCAGCUGAUGUGGUUGGUCACACUCGUGUUCAUGGUAACGAAUACUUGACAGAAAGAUUGGCUAAUUCCGUCCUGAAUCAUCAAUUGGAAAAAAAUCGCCCAGAAGGUCAUGCCAAGUUCUUGUCAGAUCGAAUUCACUAUUCCAAAGACAGUCCUACGUAUUACCAGGAUGGUUCACGCGAUAUCUACUAUGACGAUGUACGAAAAGUAUACACAUUCCCUAACAAACCCAAUUUGAUCAUGCUCGCCAUUGAUGACCCGGGUAAUGGACGAGUCUAUCAGACGUUCAAGGUUGCAAAUCCAGAUGAAGUGUCUCGAAUUAAACGUCGCGUUUAUGAUGGCCGCCGUGGUCGAUAUGCUCGUGAAAACGGAUACGAAGACCCUGAGUAUCGCCGAUCGUCUCGAUCUUAUCGUCGACGUUCGUCACGAACGCCAUCUCCGGUUUACGUGGAAACGCUUGCUCCCGUUCAGUCCGUUCCCGUUAUGCAGCGAGUUCAGCAAGUUCCGGUUGUUGAACGUGUCGAAACCGUUCCUGUGGUUGAGCGGGUAGAGACGGUUCCUGUGAUGGAGCGAAUCGAAACCGUUCCCGUAGUUGAACGCAUUGAACGGCCCCAGAGAGUUGAACGGGUUCAGCCAGUUCCAGUUGUUGAGCGCGUGGAGACUGUACCCGUGAUAGAGCGAGUUGAACGCACGCCAGUAAUGGAACGAGUUCAAAGAGUUCCAGUUGUUGAACGUGUUGAAACUGUUCCUGUAGUGGAGCGGGUGGAAACUGUUCCCGUGAUGGAGCGAAUUGAGACCGUUCCCGUGGUUGAACGCAUUGAACGUCCUCAGAGAGUCGAACGGGUUCAACCAAUGCCAAUUGUUGAACGUGUCGAGACUGUUCCGGUGAUAGAACGGAUUGAGCAAACACCAGUCAUCGAGCGGGUCCAGCGUAGACCCACUAUUAUUCGAGAGCGUUCCCCUUCCCCGGUGUAUGUAACACCAAUGCCUCAACCUCCACAGUCAUACGUUCGUUCGACUGAAAUCUACGUCCCCGAGCCCGAGCCGGAGCCGAUUGUGUACAAGAGUGUGCAACGUGAAGUGCCAGUAGCUCCAACCUAUGUUGAACGUGUUCCCAUGGUGGAAAGAGUAGAAACGGUCCCAGUUGUAGAGCGCGUCGAAACUGUCCCGGUGGUGGAGCGUGUUGAAACUGUACCAGUGGUUGAACGUAUUGAACACACUCCCGUGGUUGAAAGAGUUCGUUAUCGAGAACAGACCCCUUCACCAGUAUAUGUACAAACAGUUCAAACUGUUCCUCAACCGGUCUCAACGACGUACGUUAGACCGUCUGAAGUUGUUUUUACCGAACCAGCUGCAGAACCGGUACGUUACAGACGUUCCAGCCGAUCACGAUAUGAACCGGGUUAUCGUUCAACAUCUAUGUCUCCUGCUCCCAGAAGAUCCUCUGUGGGACGUCGGCCCUAUUCACCCUCGUAUGAUUACGAGAGUGAGGACGAUGACGGCUCGAUAAUUCUCAAACGCGUUUCCAAGGUUGAACCAUCAUAA
This is a messenger RNA of Echinostoma caproni, 1554 nucleotides long. The record is from the annotation of a GenBank genome assembly. NCBI's taxonomy places the organism in Eukaryota, Metazoa, Platyhelminthes, Trematoda, Plagiorchiida, Echinostomatidae.